UAAAAUUAUUAUAUCCUUAGAAAUGCUUUGUCUUCUUCGCUAGCGCUCACCGUAAAACCUACAAAUGUAGUGAGGGUUUCCCGCACCAGUGAUCCUUGUUGUUCUGCAUUUACUGAUGGUGGAUGACUUCAACAUUGAGUGGUAAUCUCAAUAUUCACCCGGUCGCUGUCUUUCACUCUCUCCACAGUAUAAGAUUCUCUACAUGGCAUCUUCCAUUGCUACGAGAACGUUUGUCGGGUUAAAAUCAAUUCGAUCAUCGCUUUGCUUACUGAAGCAGUCGAGAGCCUUCACUUCGAUUUUAAGGGGGAGAACUUCAGUUAUUCGAGUGGCUUUUUCAUCCUUAGUUUCUUCUAAUAAUCUUAUCCACUGCUCGGCAGCUGGAUCACCCAGUUUGAAAGUCUCCAAGUCAUUUAAUUCAAUGGCCCGUGAUGAGCCGGUUGUUUCUCCUGAUUGGCUGCAGUCUAAUCUGAGGAAGCCUGAUGUGAAGGUAUUGGAUGCUUCCUGGUACAUGCCGGAUGAAAAGCGGAAUCCCUUCCAAGAGUAUCAGGUUGCUCACAUUCCUGGUGCCUUAUUUUUUGAUGUUGAUGGGAUCUCCGACCGCAAAUCAGAUUUGCCUCAUAUGUUGCCAUCUGAAGAAGCUUUUGCUGCUGCUGUGUCUGCUCUCGAUAUUCAUAACAAAGACGGUAUUGUAGUUUAUGAUGGAAAAGGGAUUUUCAGUGCAGCACGCGUGUGGUGGAUGUUCCGAGUUUUUGGACAUGACAAAGUAUGGGUAUUGGAUGGAGGCUUGCCUCUUUGGCGUGCAUCAGGAUUUGAUGUUGAAUCAAGUGGUUCUGGAGAUGCGGUUUUGAAAGCGCGUGCAGCUAUUGAAGCAAUCGAAAAGGUCUACCAACAGCAAUCAGUUGGUCCUACUACUUUUGAGGCAAAACUCCAGCCUCAUUUGAUUUGGACCCUUGAGCAGGUUAGAGGAAACAUUGAUAGUCAAACUCAUCAACAUGUAGAUGCUCGAUCAAAAACAAGAUUUGAUGGGGCAGCACCUGAACCACGCAAAGGAGUUAGAAGUGGCCAUGUACCUGGAAGUAAAUGCAUACCUUUUGGACAGCUGUUAGAUGGAUCACAAAAGCUUUUGCCCAAAGAGGAGCUUACUAAAAGAUUUGAGCAGGAAGGAAUUUCAUUGGAUCGUCCUGUUGUUACCUCAUGUGGUACUGGUGUCACUGCAUGCAUACUGUCCCUUGGUCUCCAUCGGUUAGGGAAGACAGAUGUGGCUGUGUAUGAUGGAUCUUGGACUGAAUGGGGAGCCCAUCCUGACACUCCUGUCCAGGCUACUUGAAUUUCUCCUCCAACGGCUACCUGCAGAGUCUGAUCAAAAUCUCUGAGCUUCAAAUUUUAUUUCCAACCAACUCAGGAUGGUGAGAUGCAUAAUCCCAGGUCUGAAACACUUAUCAGCAUCAUCAUAUCUAUCCUAGUUAUUCAGAACAUGUCAAAUACUUGAACAGAAUUUCUAAAACUUUUAAAAAUAUUCAGUUGGUUUAAGCUCUGCAAAACUUCUAAAAAAUUAUUUACUUCCAAUUGUAAAUUUUCUGUAAUUUCGGUGGUUGAGGUUUGAAGCCAUGUGUCACGGACAAAUAGUCCCACAUCAGCUAGGUGUAGGACCGAAAAAUAGUAUUUAAGUCCCGGGCUGCCCAUCACUCACAAAGGCUCUUUUGGGAGGUGACAAGUGGUAUCAGAGCAGAUUACUGUCUGUCAGGUGUGUGG
Molecule: messenger RNA, 1752 nt
Organism: Phalaenopsis equestris
Lineage: Eukaryota; Viridiplantae; Streptophyta; Magnoliopsida; Asparagales; Orchidaceae
Product: thiosulfate/3-mercaptopyruvate sulfurtransferase 1, mitochondrial-like
Exons: 12
Coding region: 203-1327 (374 amino acids)
Biological process (GO): transsulfuration
Cellular component (GO): mitochondrion
Molecular function (GO): thiosulfate-cyanide sulfurtransferase activity
Source: RefSeq, a predicted model, not a curated record